Molecule: messenger RNA, 1335 nt
Organism: Schistocerca serialis cubense
Lineage: Eukaryota; Metazoa; Arthropoda; Insecta; Orthoptera; Acrididae
Product: piggyBac transposable element-derived protein 4-like
Exons: 3
Coding region: 1-1335 (444 amino acids)
Source: RefSeq, a predicted model, not a curated record
AUGUCAAGAAGAGGCUUACGAGAUGAAGAAAUCGAACGAUUAUUGUGUGAAAUUCCAUCAGACGAGGAUUCCACUGUUGACACCACAGAUGACGAAUCUGAUUAUGAAGCAAGCAUUGUUGCGGAGGCUAUUGUGUCGUCUGAAGGCGAAGUUUCAGAGAGCGAGGAAGAAAGUGAGUCCACUCCGCCAAAACGCGCUGCUGACACAGCGCCAACUUGGGGACAACAAUUCAAUGCUACCUCAGGAAUGCAGUUCGACAGUGAAUCAGGACCAAGUGCUUUUAUUAGGGACAUUGAUGAUCCAGAACCUAUCGAUAUAUUCGAAAAAAUAUUUCCAAAAGAGCUAGUUGAGCUAAUCGUUUUCCAAACAAAUUUAUAUGCGACGCAAUCUGGCAAGUCUUUCACUCCAACAACUGACAAUGAAAUACGAACUUUCCUGGGAAUCAACAUUUUGAUGGGUAUAAAGCGUAUGCCAGCAUACAGAGACUACUGGUCUAGUGCCCCAGAACUUCAUGAUCGUUAUAUUGCAUCUCUGAUGGCAGUAAAUCGGUUUGGAUGGUUACUGAGGAACAUUCAUCUGAAUGAUAACACAUUGCAUCCAGAAAAAGGACACCCAGGUUAUGACAAACUGUACAAGCUGCGACCAGUGAUCAAGAUACUAUCUGAAUCUUUUUCCAAGUGUUACCAACCCAGCAAACACCUAGCAAUUGAUGAGUCAAUGAUCAAAUUCAAAGGCCGCAACAGUAUGAAACAAUACAUGAGAGAUAAACCCAUAAAGCGUGGUUACAAAGUGUGGAUGCUGUGUGACAAGACCUCUUACAACUUGAAAUUUGAUAUUUACACCGGAAAAGUAGGUGACACAGUGCAAACAGGCCUUGGGGAGCAUGUAGUGCUGAGUUUGUCCUCUGAACUCGUAAAUAAAGGCCAUUAUCUUUAUUUCGACAACUAUUUCAAUAGCUAUAACUUGUUGGCUGGUUUACAGCAGAGAAACAUAUAUGCCUGUGGGACAGUUCAACCAACAAGGAAACAUUUACCCAAAUUAAAAACAGACAAAGAAUUAAGCAGAGAUUUCAAUCUAAACACCCCAGAUGGAACUGGUACUUUGAAUGCAAUGCGAGGUAUAAUGUGUGUUACUCCUCAUGAUGCAUUGCUUCCUCAGAAAAAUGUUAAAAAGUUGAAUCAUCGUCCCUCAGCUCAACAUGUUAGUGAAGCCGGAGAAAAUGACAUGCAGACAUUCCACAGAACACAAGUUGGAGGGCUGAAGGCUAUAAAAAUUGAAGAUUUGGACAUAAUUGCUCCUGCAAAAGGUUUGGGACCGGCACUUUCUCCCACAUGA